This is a messenger RNA of Stegostoma tigrinum, 3481 nucleotides long. RefSeq names its product ceramide-1-phosphate transfer protein (gene cptp). The record is from RefSeq and is a predicted model, not a curated record. The coding region runs from base 1 to 642 and encodes 213 amino acids. The transcript is spliced from 2 exons. Gene Ontology annotation, molecular function: ceramide 1-phosphate transfer activity; ceramide 1-phosphate binding. Gene Ontology annotation, biological process: intermembrane lipid transfer; ceramide transport. Lineage: Eukaryota; Metazoa; Chordata; Chondrichthyes; Orectolobiformes; Stegostomatidae. Gene Ontology annotation, cellular component: cytoplasm; cytosol; membrane.
AUGGCUCAUCCAGAUCGGUUCAGUCUGACUGAGGUCCUGGGGUCUUUCAAAGAAUGUCUGACUGACAACGGAGAAAUCCUGCAGGAACAUUACUUAGAAGGAUGGAAAGGACUGGUAAAGUUUAUGAACAGUCUGGGAUCGGCCUUUUCCUUUAUUUCACAUGACGCUGUCACCAAAAUCCAAAUUCUGGAACACUACAGACGUGGUGCGAAUGGUCAACAGUAUCUGACGAUUCAAUCAAUGGUGAAGUAUGAAGUUGGUAACAAGCUUGUGGAUCUGACAAAGCGGGGUGACCACUGGGAUUCUGGCUGUCGUACACUAUUGCGGCUCCAUCGUGCCCUCAGGUGGCUACAGCUGUUUCUGGAGAAACUGCGAGUAGCUUCUGAUGAUAGCAAAACUUCUGUUCUUUGUACAGAGGCAUACCAGGAUUCCCUAGCUAAAUAUCAUCCCUGGAUAGUACGCAAAGCUGCAACUGUUGCCUUUUAUAUGCUGCCGAGCCGAGCAAACUUCUUUGAGGUUAUGAAUAUGGGCCCAACAGAGAAGGUGGUAUCUAUACUGGGGGAAGCACUGCCGGUCGUUGCAAAGACUUAUGACAUUACAGAAGACCUGUACAGUCAAUAUGGCCUGCUUGAUCUUCCUUAAUCCUGUAGUUUGCACAAAUAACCCACUUGUUUUACAGUGUUGGGUUUUUAAUAGUGAUAUUUGCAAAUACUAGCUUUGGCAAUCAAAGAUGGUAAAAAUUACUUUAAUUAAUCUGAUAAUGAGCUGUUGGAUGUAGUGAGUCAGUACUCCCUUCACAUUAUGAUAUUGUUUAUUAAAAGGUCAAAUAUGCAUUUGAGAUCACCAAACUGACAGGAUGAAUAUAUCACUUACAUGGAUACUUUUGAAAUUAAUUUUAGAAACGUUUAACACUAGAUGUUAAAGUGGCUCCAUGGCAUGCAACUGAUGUAGAGUUGGUAUAAAAAGACUAUCAAGCCAAGUGAAAUGUGGAAUUAGGUACAGUAAGAGUGUUGCUCUAAGAUUAGAAUAGAUUGACAAGUGUUCCUCUUCAUUUAUAAAUCUUAGCUCAUCUGAGAACGAUUGCAUAUACUGCUGUACAAAUAGAAAUCAUUCUAUUCCCAUAGAACUGCUAUCCCUGAUCUCCAUCCUAUACUUUGACUGUAGAUUUUGAAGCAGCUGUUCUGUUUAAUCAUAACUGUUUUGGCUGCCAGUGGUGUUUGGUAGCUGCUGCAGAAUACACCACCAUUUCUUCUGCAUUUUUCAGACAGUAUUGGUGCCAUGAUGAUGCACCAUCCGUGUUUUUUUUAAUUAAGUAAAACAGCCUAAAUGUUAUUUUUAUCAGGAUGGAAAUUAUUCAUUUUAUGAAACUUUAGGAACAUUCCAUUUACAAUGCUUCAGAUGAACAAGAUGAAUCUUUCAUUCAGUCUCUCUUGCUGACCAAGAACAUACUUCAUAUUUUAUCGUGUAACUGAAGAUUACAUCUUUGCAACAUUUUCUCAUUAAUCUAUAAGUUGCACCACCCCAUGGAUCACUAUUUCCUGUACUUCUCUCUAAAGGUGUUGACUGAUGAUACCUGAUUUGAGGGUCUUGACAGCCUAAACCUUGUCCCACUGCCCAUUCUUCAUCUCUGAAUGUGAACAGAGAGCCUGGUCCACUGUGGUAUGUAUUUAGGUUGGCCUGAAUCUGUUGUCAGUGAUUUGAACACAUUUGUACUUCGCAGUAUAGUGUUACUGGACAGCAAGCAGGAAUGCAGAUUGCAACUGACAUUGUUUAUUCCUGUUACUCUUAUCCAAGGACAGUGCGACAGUGUAGCCAAACAUAGGGUCUCAGUCAGAAUUAGGCAGCCCAGUCUAAGUCACGGAUUGGGUUCUGCCUAGCCCAAAGACACAUGAUAAAACUCUGCUUAUAUGUGAGAAAAUUGAGCAAAGAAUGAGUCACCCCCUUUAUGUUUCUUUUCACUUUCUAUAUAUCAGUAAAUUCAAAUGAGUACCCUUCCAUUUUCCAAUUAUGUUUAAUUUACUUUGUUCCUUGAGGAAAUGAAGUCCGAGUACAAUCCAGAUGAAAGAUCCAAAAUGUUCUUGUUGCAGGUGCUGACAGAUUCUCUGACUGUCAGUAUUCUAUGUGUUUCAGAUCCGUAGUCCUCUUGGUUCUGAUCUGAUUUGCAUUUUUGUUAAUCGCAUUCAACUUUGAAUAAAUUACAUGAAGUUAAAACUGUUGCAAGAGCAAGCAGCAAAACCAGCAGAUUACUAACUGUGGAAGAGACUCCCUAUAUUAAUUAUGCAAGAUAUCGCAUUGAACUCAGAUUUUUACAUCAUAGUAGAAGGAGGAAUUAGUUUACAUUUUUGCACUUUUUUGUUUUUGGAUAUUUGCAUAAUUUGCAAUAAGGAAAUGAAAAGGGAAUGUAUGUUGGUUUGUGAAUAGUUUGAAAGCUUUCAUUGUUCUGUGAGGAACGAAUAAGCCAUGUACUUAGGUUUUGCAGCUCUCUCCUCUUUCUGGCCACAAAUCUACUGUCAAUUGCUGUGUUCCUGAUCGCCAACCCAAGGCAGGCUCCAGGACAAAGAAUGUCCAGGGUCAGGAUGGAAUGCUGCUAUCAGGCAGAAAUCCGUGGCUCAGAAUCAGCCACAAUUUUCCUUACCUGAUCUCUAUGAUUAUUCAGAUCAAUUUGCAUGUCUCAACUGAGAGCAGCAAAAUUUUGGAUUAAGCAAAGGACCUUCAUUGCAUGGUUAGGGGCAUUGCAUGAAAUCUGCUGUUCACUGGAGGAAUGAAAAGCAGUUCUUUACUUUUCACCCUUCUAGAACAUGAGUUUACUACUGCAUUUAACAACACCAGGCUAUGGCAAGGCUAAAGAAACAAAAAUGUGUCCUUUCCACAGGUGCUGGAAACUGACAGUAUGGAAUUUGAGCAAAAGCAGGAUAAGAACAGCUAUGAUGUACCCUGUGCUAUUUGUUAUCUAGACUGAUAUGUGAAUGAUGGAUGCUGUGGUAAUUUUAGCCCAGAAGAGUCACUGCCUAAAGGACACCAGAGAAAAUAAAUAAGAAAACAUAAGUGAUCUCACAAUUACAGUGGACUUUAAUUUCAUGACAAGUACCAGAAGGGAGUCUUGAUGAUUACUUGCACUCAUAUCAAUAUUUUUACUGGGAUUUUUGCCAUCCCUUUAUUGUGUUCACAUAUCAGCUUCAGUCAGCAUUAGUCUUUGAUCAAGAAAAGUCACUUUUUUUUUGUUUUUGGGCUACUGUAUGUGAAUGGGUUUGACCUACUCCUGGAAGAUUUCUUUAUUGUUAAUCCAGUUGUAAACUUGUCUAAAUUUCAAACAUUAAUAAUAACAUGAAAUUUAGACUUAAAUCCGUCUUCCUCAUGAAUAAUGUGAAAUUCUUUGUUGGAUCUGUGAUCUGAAGUGAUUUAAUUUAUAAUCAAAUCUAAUGUACCUUUUGGAAUUUCAGUAACUUCGUUCAAUGUAUGAGAGGAUUAAAUUGUGCACAUA